Messenger RNA from Microthlaspi erraticum, 918 nucleotides. The record is from the annotation of a GenBank genome assembly. NCBI's taxonomy places the organism in Eukaryota, Viridiplantae, Streptophyta, Magnoliopsida, Brassicales, Brassicaceae.
AUGGAGGGCUUCUCACGACCGAGUUCCACGGAGCAAAAGACUAAAGUUGACGAGAAAGUGGAUUACUUAAAUCUGCCUUGCCCUUUACCCUAUGAGGAAUUCAGCCGUGAAGCUAUGAUGUCGUUAAAGCCAGAGCUAUUUGAGGGUUUCCGCUUCGACUACAACAAGCUGUUGAACCAGAAAUUUUUUCUCAGUCAUAGCGUAUCAAUGGGACCAACAGAGGUUCCUGUUCAGUCACCUGAGAUAAUCAAGAUUCCAACUGCUAACUAUGAAUUUGGUGCUAAUUACGUUGACCCAAAGUUGAUGCUUAUCGGAAGGGUGAUGAUGGAUGGUAACCUAAAUGCAAGAGUCAAGUGCGAUUUGACUGAUAAUUUGACCAUACUUGCUAAUGCUCAGCUGACAAAUGAAAAAGAUAUGUCCAAGGGCGUCUUCACCUGUGAUUACAAGGGGUCAGAUUACAGAACAAGGCUUCAGUUUGGAAAUGGUUCCCUCUUUAUAACUAACUAUAUUCAGCAUGUCACACCCAAGCUAUCUUUAGGUGGGGAGGUUUUCUGGAUUGGUCAGCAACGGCAAUCUGGUGUUGGUUAUGUAGCUCGUUACGAGACUGAUAAAAUGAUUGCCUCUGGGCAAGUUGCUUCCACUGGUGUGAUUAUUAUGAACUAUGUUCAAAAGGUUUCGGAGAAGGUCUCACUUGCCACGGAAUUCUUGUACAAUUGUUUGAAAAGAGAUGUUACAGCUAGUGUUGGGUAUGACUACGUUCUCAGACAGUGUCGGAUAAGAGGAAAGAUUGACUCUAAUGGUGUUAUUUCUACUUACAUCGAAGAACAAUUUCCUAUGGGGCUCCGUUUUCUUCUAUCCGCUGAGGUGGACCAUGUGAAGAAGGAUUACAAGUUUGGUUUCGGCGUUAACGUCGGCUGA